This is a messenger RNA of Pristis pectinata (smalltooth sawfish), 11054 nucleotides long. RefSeq names its product kinesin family member 1B (gene kif1b). The record is from RefSeq and is a predicted model, not a curated record. Gene Ontology annotation, biological process: microtubule-based movement. Lineage: Eukaryota; Metazoa; Chordata; Chondrichthyes; Rhinopristiformes; Pristidae. Gene Ontology annotation, molecular function: microtubule binding; microtubule motor activity; ATP binding.
UCCCGCCUCCACGCGGCUCCCAUUGGCUCCACUAACCCGAUGGCGACAACUGACAUUCCCACAGGGAGGCGGCGCCGUCAAUCACAGGAAGGCUGACGUAAUGCCCGAGGAGAAGCGGCCGGCGUUGUUACUUUGCUCUCCGCUUUCAGAUUGAGAACUGAAUAUUUUGUUUUUAGAUUCCUCCUCUGCACUUGGAUCUUUGCUCCCCGGCGGUCCUUUAGUUCGAAUGCACUUUGCCGAGAAGAGAUUGCGGAUAGCUGGAGGCUGAAGCCGGCAGGACCGGGAGCCCGGAGCCCGGGGCUGUCUGUCAUGGGGCUUGGAGUGUUGUGACACAUCGGCUACAAUUGUAUCCGCCCGCCGCCAGCUGUAACAUUGUUGCGGCUGCUUCCCGAGCCCAGCCGUCCCGUCCCGUCCCGUCCGCUCCCGGAGCUUCCCGUUUUCCCAGCGAGGGGCCGGCUGCUGUGAGUCAGAGAGAAAGCAAGAUGUCUGGGGCGUCAGUCAAAGUGGCGGUCCGUGUGAGACCCUUUAACUCCAGGGAGAUCAGCAAGGAAUCCAAAUGCAUCAUCCAGAUGCAAGGCAGCUCCACCAGUAUUAUAAACCCCAAGAAUCCAAAGGAAUCACCAAAGACUUUCAGCUUCGAUCACUCCUACUGGUCACAUACUUCGGCUGAAGAUCCAUCCUUUGCCUCGCAGAACCAAGUCUACAAUGACAUUGGGAAAGAAAUGCUGCAGCACUCCUUUGAGGGUUACAAUGUGUGUAUUUUUGCAUAUGGGCAGACUGGUGCCGGGAAAUCCUAUACAAUGAUGGGAAAACAGGAUAAAGACCAUCAAGGAAUAAUCCCACAGCUUUGUGAAGACCUCUUUGAAAAAAUAAAUGACAACAGCAAAUCCGACAUGUCCUAUUCAGUGGAGGUGAGUUACAUGGAAAUUUAUUGUGAGAGGGUUCGGGAUCUGUUGAAUCCCAAGACCAAAGGAAACCUGCGUGUUCGAGAGCACCCGCUGCUGGGGCCUUAUGUUGAAGAUCUUUCCAAGUUGGCUGUAACAUCCUACACUGACAUUGCAGAUCUCAUGGAUGCAGGGAACAAAGCCAGAACUGUGGCAGCAACAAAUAUGAACGAGACCAGUAGCAGAUCCCAUGCAGUGUUCACCAUAGUUUUUACUCAGAAGAGGCACGAUGCGGAAACUGACCUUUGUACAGAAAAGGUCAGCAAAAUUAGCCUGGUUGAUCUGGCUGGUAGUGAAAGAGCUGACUCCACCGGAGCUAAAGGAACAAGAUUAAAGGAAGGAGCAAAUAUCAACAAAUCACUCACAACGUUGGGAAAAGUCAUCUCUGCCCUUGCAGAAGUGGAUAAUGCUCCCAGUAAGAGUAAGAAGAAAAAGAAGUCUGACUUUAUUCCGUACAGAGACUCUGUACUGACGUGGCUUCUAAGAGAGAAUUUGGGUGGAAACUCACGGACAGCAAUGGUUGCUGCUCUCAGUCCAGCCGACAUCAACUAUGAUGAAACUCUCAGCACUUUAAGGUAUGCAGACCGUGCAAAGCAGAUCAAAUGCAAUGCAGUGAUUAAUGAGGAUCCAAAUGCAAAACUUAUCCGGGAGCUGAAGGAUGAAGUUACAAGAUUGAAGGACUUGCUGUGUUCUCAGGGCCUAGGAGAUAUCUUAGACAUUGAGCCAAUGACUGAUGAUUACUCUGGAAGUGGAAUCAAAUAUUUGAAGGAAAUACAGAACAGUAACCAUAAGUACAAACUAGCCUCAGGAAAUCAAAGGCCUGGCCAUUUCUCCACAGCGCCUGUGGGCUCACUAACAGCGUCACCUUCUUCGUCUUCGCUGAGCAGCCAGGCGGCUAUUCAGUCAGUGACCAGCCUGCAGGAGAGAAUAAUGUCAACUCCGGGCGGUGAAGAGGCCAUUGAACGCUUAAAGGAAUCUGAAAAGAUCAUCGCUGAGCUGAAUGAGACUUGGGAAGAGAAACUGCGGAAAACUGAAGCAAUUAGGAUGGAAAGGGAGGCUCUUUUGGCUGAAAUGGGAGUUGCAAUACGCGAGGAUGGUGGCACCUUGGGAGUCUUCUCUCCAAAAAAGACACCUCAUCUUGUGAACCUCAACGAGGAUCCGCUCAUGUCAGAGUGUCUUCUUUACUACAUCAAAGAUGGCAUCACAAGGGUUGGCCAGGCAGAGGCACAGAGACGCCAGGAUAUUGUUCUCAGUGGAGCUCACAUCAGAGAAGAACAUUGUAGCUUCAGGAGUGACAAAAAUCAAAAUGGAGAAGUUAUUGUAACUUUGGUGCCCUGUGAAGGAUCUGAAACCUAUGUGAAUGGCAAACGAGUUGCCAAUCCAGUAAAAUUGCGCUCAGGGAAUCGUAUUAUUAUGGGCAAGAAUCACGUCUUCCGAUUCAACCAUCCUGAGCAGGCACGUGCUGAACGAGAGAAGACCCCAUCUGCUGAGACCCCCGUCGAACCUGUUGAUUGGGCUUUUGCCCAGCGUGAACUUCUUGAAAAACAGGGCAUAGAUAUGAAGCAAGAGAUGGAGAAAAGACUUCAAGAAAUGGAGAUCCUUUACAAGAAAGAGAAGGAGGAGGCAGAUCUACUCUUGGAACAGCAGCGCUUGGACUAUGAAAGUAAGCUAGAAGCUUUACAGAAGCAAGUGGAAACUCGUUCACUGGCUGCAGAAACAACUGAAGAAGAAGAGGAGGAAGAGGAAGAAGUGCAUUGGACCCAACGUGACUAUGAACUGGCGGAGUGGGCAUUCAGAAAGUGGAAAUAUCACCAAUUUACAUCCUUGCGGGACUUGCUUUGGGGAAAUGCUGUCUACCUGAAGGAGGCCAAUGCUAUAAGCGUCGAGCUGAAGAAGAAGGUACAAUUCCAAUUUGUGCUGCUCACCGAUACACUAUAUUCCCCACUCCCCCCUGAAUUACUCCCUGCUGAGGCAGAAUUGGAUCGGGAAGUCCGACUGUUCCCGAGGACUGUGGUUGCAGUGGAAGUUCAGGAUCUGAAGAAUGGUGCAACACAUUAUUGGUCCUUGGAGAAACUCAAGCAGAGAUUGGAACUAAUGCGUGAAAUGUAUGAUCGUGCUGGUGAAAUGACUUCCAACACACAGGAUGAGAGCGAGAGCAUAAUGACGGGCAGUGACCCAUUCUAUGACCGCUUCCACUGGUUUAAACUCGUAGGAAGUUCCCCAAUUUUCCACGGCUGUGUGAACGAGCACCUUGCUGAUCGCACACCCUCGCCCACCUUCUCCACAGCUGAUUCUGACAUCACUGAGCUUGCUGAUGAGCAGCAAGACGAGAUCGAAGAUUUGGACGACGAAGCCUUUGUGGACGAUACUAGCUCAGAUCUGGGCAAUGAAGAGGGUUCCGACAUCUUCGGCGAUGGACAGGAUCCAUUUUAUGACCGGUCCCCCUGGUUCAUUUUAGUGGGAAGAGCAUUUGUUUACCUCAGCAAUUUGCUGUAUCCCGUGCCCCUUGUUCACAGAAUUGCUAUAGUUAGUGAGAAGGGAGAGGUCCGGGGAUUCCUCCGAGUGGGUGUACAGGCCAUCACAGCUGAUGAAGAGGCACCAGAUUAUGGGUCAGGUGUUCGCCAAUCAGGGACGGCUAAGAUCUCAUUCGAUGAUGAAUACUUCAAAGAGAGUGGCGUUUCUUCCAUGGUAAUGUCACGCUCUGGGCUAUCGCUGGAGGAGCUUAGGAUUGUGGAAGGGCAAGGUCAAAGUGCAGAGGUUGUUACCCCAUCAGAGGAGUUGAACAGAGUCAACGAGCUUGGUUUUAAAUUGGAUACAGAAUUGGACCCCAAGUUAUCCUCAGAGAAGAUUUCUGACGAUGUUGGUGAACACCUGAAGAUUGGCAGUGUUUUCACUUUCCGGGUUACAGUGUUGCAGGCCAGUGGGAUCCCACCUGAAUACGCAGACAUCUUUUGUCAGUUCAACUUUCUGCAUCGUCAUGAUGAGGGCUUUCUCCACUGAACCCUGAAGAACGGUGGCCGGGGAACACCUCUUGGUUUUUACCACGUACAGAAUAUUGCUGUUGAAGUAACAGAAUCAUUUGCCGAAUAUAUCAAGACCAAACCAAUUGUAUUUGAGGUAUUUGGACACUAUCAACAGCACCCUUAUCAUUACCAAGGGCAGGAAUUUAACAGAACGCCACAACCAGCUCGCAAAUAUUUCCCUCCUCCGAUGCCUCUAUCAAAACCAGUGCCAGCCACCAAGGUGAAUGCUGUGAGUAAGCCCAGCCGAGGGCAGUGCGUCAGCAAAUACGAUUUACUUGUCUGGUUUGAAAUCAGUGAACUGGAGCCUACAGGAGAGUAUAUCGCUGCAGUCGUGGACCAUAGUGGAGGGCUGCCAUGUCAAGGCACUUACCUGCUUCACCAGGGAAUUCAGCGCAGGAUUACAGUCACGAUUGUGCAUGAGAAGGGCAGCGAACUUCACUGGAAGGAUGUUCGAGAGCUAGUUGUUGGACGCAUCAGGAAUAAAGCAGAGGUGGAUGAAGCUGCUGUAGACGCUGUUUUGUCUUUGAAUAUUAUUUCUGCAAAGCAUAUCAAAUCUUCCAAUGAUGCUCACAGAAGUUUUUAUCGGUUCGAGGCCGUUUGGGAUAGUUCUUUACACAAUUCCCUUCUCCUAAACCGUGUGACUCCAUAUGGUGAAAGAAUCUACAUGACCCUUUCUGCGUACCUGGAGCUUGACCAUUGCAUCCAGCCAGCAGUGAUCACUAAAGACAUCUGUAUGGUCUUCUACUCCCGGGAUGCCAAGAUCUCACCUCCACGCUCCCUGCGCAACCUGUUUGGCAGUGGCUAUGCAAAGACACCUGACUGUAACCGAAUAAGUGGGAUUUAUGAGCUCAGUCUAUGUAAAAUGGCAGACACAGGGAGUCCUGGAAUGCAAAGAAGGCGAAGAAAAAUUUUAGAUACCUCAGUUGCCUACGUUAGAGGAGAGGAGAAUCUGGCCGGAUGGAGACCCCGUGGGGAUAGCCUCAUCCUGGAACACCAGUGGGAGCUGGAAAAGUUGGAUCUCUUGCAUGAGGUUGAGCGGACACGCCAUCUCCUACUGCUGCGAGAGAAGCUCAGUGAAACGGCCCCGAAAUCUCUCUGCGAUUCCAUCUCUCCGAGUAUGAGCAGUGGGACACUCAGCACCUCAACAAGCAUCUCCUCACAGAUCUCCACCACGACGUUCGAGAGUGCUGUUACCCCCAGUGAAAGCAGUGGGUAUGACUCUGCAGACAUUCAAAGUCUAGUGGACCGUGAGAAGGAACUAGCAACCAAGUGCCUGCGACUUCUAACACACACCUUCAAUAGGGAACUGAAUCAAGUCUGCAGCAGCAUCAGUGACAGUAAGCUGUCCGAUGUGAACUCUCCCAUUGGUCGUGAUGCAUCCGUGUCGAGUUUCAGCAGCAGUACACUCACCCCUUCUUCCACCUGCCCGUCACUAGCAGAUUCCAGGUGUAACUCAGUUGAUCAAAAGACUCCUGAAGCCAACUCUCGAUCAUCUAGUCCCUGCGUGGAGUUCGAUGGCUUCCCCAUGGUUACUCGAGUGGAAACUUCAUACCUGGCCAGAGCCGGGAAGAAUGAAUUCCUGAACCUUCUUCCUGAUAUCGAAGAGAUCAGAACUGGCCCCGUGGUGUCAAAGAAAGGAUACCUGCAUUUCAUGGAGCCACAGUCUAAUUCUUGGGUGAAACAUUAUGUUGCUAUUCACCGUCCAUACGUGUUCAUAUACAACAGCGAUAAGGACCCCGUGGAACGAGGCAUUCUAAAUCUGUCCACAGCUCACGUGGAAUACAGUGAAGAUCAGCAGGCAAUGCUGAAGACAGCUAAUACAUUUGCAGUGUGCACAAAACAUCGUGGAAUACUUCUGCAAGCGAGCAAUGACAAAGAUAUGUAUGAUUGGUUGUAUGCUUUUAAUCCAUUGCUGGCUGGUUCAAUCAGGUCAAAACUCGCUAGGCGACGUUCAGGGCAGCCAGCGAUGUGAAGGAAAACCUUCCACAGAGAGCAAGAAAUGACGUAGUUAUUCUGACUUGCCUUCUGAACAUUCAAGUGUUGCUCUUAACCUUAGUGAUUCUUGACCACUUCUCUUGUACAUGUAGACCUGUGGCUUAAUUCCCUGUCUAAGCACCUCUUUUUUUCUCGUUAACAAAAUGCUUUUUCUUUACAUCCGUUCCAAAUCUGGUAGUAGCAUGUUGUAAGAUAGUCGAGUGCGUGCACGAUUAACCGCCUUUUUCCAUUCCUGCUUUUUUCUCGUGUCUGUAGGACGUCCUUGUCUGUGCUACCUAUUGAACUGCAGCCUAUGAGUUGUGACUGCAUGAUGACUGCAACUGGCUUCAGGGUCUGGCAGCUGUAAGAUGAGGCAGGAAAAAGAGAGGCAGGCUCUUGUCUGAUGAGUGGUAUUUUAGGGAAGGUGUUCCUUUCAGGAACAGUGUGUAAGUUUGCGAUGUGCCCUUCUUUAUGUAAUAGUGGGACUUGUCCAGAAAUGCACGUGACUCUCAACCUUCCAAGUGACAAGAUGCCGGCGUUACUUCAGUGAUGAGUAGUUCUUUGGAGAAUAGUUAUCGUGGAUCAGGGGUAAUAUCCCGAAAUAGCCGACCUCCCUGCCACAUCGAGAGCUGAAAGUACUCCGAGAAAUCAUGCACCAAGCUGCAUUCUCGCAUACAACCAGAUGUCCUCGAAACAAAAUCGUCUCCUAAUCUGUUAAGUCACAUUAAGGUGCUUACCCAGUGCUGUCCUUUCUGUUGGAUGACUUCCAGGUAAAGCUUCCUCUUCGAAAGGAAGAGGCAAUUUAGAAAGCAGCAGGAUAAAAAGGAGGACCUUUCUUGAAGGUGCAUAUUUGUACCUGGGGCUACCUGAGUUAGCAUAUGGCAGCAGCUGUAUACAGGCUGAAUCUUGCCGUCUGGGCUCAGAAAUGUCAUGAGAUGCUCUUCAAAGUGUUGCAAUCUUGACAGUUUAACUGGAAGAAGGUUUCAUUGUGCAUUAUUCCCCUGUAUUUUCACAUUCAUUUUUUUUUCUCAAUUUUCACAACCCAUUUUUCUUGGGUGUGUGCUCAGUGAAGAAUCCUUGAAGCAUCUGCUGAAGUAUCGCUUGCCAAGUUGCCUUGUCCCUUCAACCUAACCCGGCACAUGACAAGCUGAGCACAGACCUGUUUAAAGGCAAUGGCAUUUCAGUAUUUCUCAAAUCCUUUUGCGUUUGUCCCCUUCACCAUAUCCCCAAGAGCAAUCCCACCAACUUUCAGGUUGACUGAAUCAAGUGAUAUCUGAAGAUGCUUCAUCAUUGGCUAAUGGCACUAUAAUGAUUCGAGUGAGGACAUGUAAUUUUUUCUUUUUUAAAUGGUAAAAUCAUUCAGUGUUUGGCUAUUAUGUGGCAUCCUCCCACGGGAAUGAAAUGUAUCUGGCUCAUCAAAUUAAUACUGGCUUCCCCAGGCAGGUUCAAAGACCUCCAUUCAUCGUAGGACUUAUUUUAAACCUCUGGUUGCUUUCAGGUGAGGAAAUGCAAUCAACCACCUGCAAAUGCUUCACGUGUCACUAACACUUCCCCAGUAAUGACGCAGGCAAUGGCACUGGACUUCACAGAACAUUUAUGGUCAAGUGCAGUCAACAGACCAGCACCCAUGCUUGAUAUCACUGCUGAUUAUCGUACAGUAUACAUUCACGUUUUCUUUAAAAAAAAAAUCACUGAAGGUUAUAAUUUCCAAAAGAGAGUUUGAUCAAAAGGGAUCCUGGUGAUGGUAUCGACUGGAUUUUCAUAGAACAAUUACCUGGUGACUAUAAGCUGCUUUAGUUGUUGAUCAGCACUGAUUUACUUGAGUAGAAAUGAAGGAGAUAUGUUGAACGUUUACAGAACAGUGGGGGAGGGGCCAUUUUGAUUGAAUUGUCUACUUACAGGAGUUACCGGGAUGAAUGUGGGUUUGGCAAAUCAAUUGAGAACUCGGCGGCAGCAUUUGAUUGGUGUACUUUUUACGGUUUUGUUUUAUUCCGCUAUGGGAUGACCUCGGGAGAAGGUUCGAUAUUUGCUCUGAAUACCUGAAAAAACAACUCUUGUUUAAAUCUCGAAACUGGAUUUUCAGUCUUAAUAAGCUCCCUAUUCCCUAAAUCCUAGCUUGAUUUUAUCUGCCAUCAGCUGCUGUUUUUAAAAGUUAAAUUUGUAAUAAAAAUGAUCCAUAAUAGGAAAGUUUAAGGUAAGUGCAUAUUUAUUUUAUUAGCUGAGAUGUAUCUGGGUUUCUGUCACUAGUAGUACAGCUUGAUUAAUAUGGAAUAAAUAAUGAAAUAAUGAGUUGUAUAAACCUAGUAAAUCAAAUAAUACAUAAUAUCCAUAUCCAAUAUUAAAUCCAUCACUUCUUCCAGAUAGAACAUGACUCGUGAGUAUGGACACAUCAUUGUGUCCUUAAUGUACCCUACUUGUGGACAUAGAACUGAGCCAUCGGAUCAUAGACACAUAUGGCACAGAAGGAGACUAUCUGUGUCUUUUUUUUGGUUAAAAUAAAGUGGAGCCACAGAAUCCUUGCAGGGACUAAUUCAAGCAGCAAAUUCACUUUUAUUUACAAGAUCAGCGACAUUAUGCAUUCUAUAAAAAUGUCCCCUUACCUCUGGACUCCUAAUACUACACAGUUUUAUGUUUAACUGGCCUCGAGCACUUUACGUCUAAACUGCAGAAACCUUUGUAAAAGAACGAGCGCGUGACUGAGGCCAGCAAACCUACAGAUCAUGGAGUUCACUCUUGUAAAGGUAGAAGUGCCCAAGGUCACCUUGUAGUGUAAGGAAUCGAACUUGUUAAACACAGUUUAGCACACGUAAUGCAGCUGAUCCCUUGUAAAUGAAAGCACAUUAUUUUACUUUAAAUUUAGCCCUUUUUAAGUUGUAGGUUUUUAAGUGAAGAUGUAUUUUGCUCUAUAUUUGUUAAAACCUACCACAGCUGUAUUUCUUCAUUAAAAAUAUUCAAGUCUUGAAGAAAUGAAAGGAUAGUUUUCACAUUAAAAUCUCUAAAGUUUAACAGAUGACACAAAACUAAAAGCUGGUAAAAUUUCAUUGGUUUAUCAUUCAAUAUUCAACAAUGGAAGGACGAGCACCACUGCUUAUAAUCUGUGUAGGAAUUUGCAACACGUGGACGUUGGUGUGAAAGAAGCAAGAUAAACGAAGUAACUUUGUCUUGCUGACUCAGUACAUUGGGUGCCUGAAGCUAGCCAGCCUACAGAGCGUUCAGUGGGACACACCAUGCCAGAGGCCGGGCAACCUCCAGAGCAUGGGUAACAAAAGAGUUGAUUGAUAGAAAUUACUCCACCAUAUGUUGCCUGAAAAAUAAGACUGAUCGAUUUCUAUGCACUAAGCAACUGGCUAUUGUCAAAUCAUGUCAGUGUAUUUUGGCUGCUUAUCAAGUAGUUACCAUGGGUUUGCAUUCUUCAUCUGAAGUUGACAGGUAGCAGCAGAGAUGAAUUAAAAGUGUUUGAUUAGUGAGCUGGACGUUUUCACUAAAUGCAUGAAAUUUGAACGUCUUGCACUUUUCAUCAAUGUUUCAAACUGCAUCACCAUGUAAACAGCAGUAGCUCUACUGCAAGAGUACAAGGAUAGAAAUGAAGAGCUGCAUUGAUAAUAAAUUAGACAUCCCUGCUAAUCUUGUCUGAGAGCCAGUGAUAUCCCACAGUUUACACUUGGAGAAAUAAUGUUCCCAUAUUUUAUAACCAUAUUUUUUUGUCUAUUGUAUCUUAGAUAAAUAAACUGGUUGAUAAAUUAGAGUCUGUCUUGCAUCUAGCACUAAAUGAGAUUUACCAAAUAAAGAACAACAAUAAUAAUAGAGCAUGUUCAAAAAAAGUUAUUUGAUCUUAGUGCUGCUGCAUUGGCCCAGAAAAGGCAGACAGGUGGAAUGUUAAAAAAAGACAUGAGUUAUGUCUAUCUUAUCAAACUAGUGCAAUAGAAAUCCUUUCCUUCACCUUCUAUCUGUUCCAGGUCAGGUAGAUGUACAUAUUCACAUUUUAUUAACAUUGUAAGGUCGUUUAAAUUGAAAAUCCAGUUUCACUUGGGAGCCCAGAAUCUGUUCACGGCUUAAAAGAUGCACCAAGGUUCUAUCAGAGCAAGGAUAUUCUCCCUGCACUCCCUCCCACUUUUACUGUGUUCUGUGUAAUUGUCAGUUGGUGCAUAGUGAAUGCACUAUUUAUUUUGUGAGAAUUGUUUGCGGUAAAUUGCACAUGUUUUAAGGAAGUAAUUGAUACAGAAGAGAUUUUAAAAUUGCUAUGGGAUAUUGUGUACCCUCUCAUCAUACUGCACCUUGGGGUGUAAAAUAGACAGCCACUUGGUUUCUGUGACUGCAAAGAAGAAAAUAGAAUUACAGAAUUCUAACAAUUGGCUUUCUGUUUUUCUGCUUAGCAAGAUUGCAAGUUAGCACCAUACAGCAAAUUUUUUUUGGUAACAUUGGUGUAUUUUACAUUUUAAAAAAAUGUAAACCAUCUAAACCAGCGAUCAGACCUCCACUAAUUUUUCAGCUACAUGGUAGCUGUUGAGACCACUUCAACCACACUGUUAUUUACUGGAAGUCAUGCUGAGAAGAAAUGAUUUUGUAGAUUUGAUUUUUUUUUAUUAUUAACUUGAAAUGCAACUUGUUUGAAUGAAUGAGUUACACAGUCUCCCUCAAAAUAAAGUGAGGGAGAAUGGUCACUGAAAUAGCUGCUGUUCGUAGGUUUACUGAAUGUGUUGGUAAUCAGUUUACCUGUGUGUUUUUUAAUUUUAACUUUAGUCUGUUGUGGCUGGUUAACCACAAACCAUUGUAGCUCAAGAUAAUACUUUAGUUCAAAUUGAUUUAUUGUGCUUCCUAUCAACACCUGAUCCUUCAGAGGAGUGCAUCAACACUGUAUAUUAUUUAUUAUACUUCAUAAGGGUGGCUACACAUUCAUAAUUUUUAUUUUGUAAAUAUAUGUUGAACCAAGCUUGAGGUAUAAAAACUUAAAAAUGUAAAUAUUUCAUGUAUUUGUACUAAUUAUAAUCCAUUUGCUGUAUAGCAUAGACGUGUAAAGCAGAUAUCUAAUUCUGUGUAUGGUAACCAGCGCCACUGAACUGUUUAGUGAAUGAAGUAACAAUAAAAGUACAGCCAGAGCAUAUAGAAGAUAAAA